Molecule: messenger RNA, 654 nt
Organism: Tauraco erythrolophus (red-crested turaco)
Lineage: Eukaryota; Metazoa; Chordata; Aves; Musophagiformes; Musophagidae
Source: RefSeq, a predicted model, not a curated record
GUCGGAGCGCACCGCGAGGAUGGGGUCAGCCUCCGCGGGAGCCACUCGCUCGUGCCAAACCAGGUGCCGGUCCCACAGCUGCCCGUCCAGUCCGCCACGUCUCCGGAUUUGAACCCGCCCCAGGACCCGUACAGGGGCAUGCCGGCCGGGCUGCAAGGGCAGAGCGUCUCUUCGGGCAGCUCCGAAAUCAAAUCCGACGACGAGGGAGACGAAAACCUCCAGGACACAAAGUCUUCUGAGGACAAGAAACUAGAGGAUGACAAGAAGGAUAUCAAAUCAAUUACUAGCAAUAACGACGACGAAGACCUGACACCGGAGCAGAAGGCCGAGAGGGAAAAGGAAAGGAGAAUGGCCAACAACGCUCGGGAGCGCCUGCGCGUCCGCGACAUCAACGAGGCUUUCAAGGAGUUGGGCCGGAUGGUGCAGCUCCACCUGAAGAGCGACAAGCCCCAGACCAAACUCCUGAUUUUACACCAGGCCGUGGCUGUCAUCCUCAGCUUAGAGCAGCAAGUCAGAGAAAGGAACCUGAAUCCGAAAGCGGCGUGUCUGAAAAGAAGGGAAGAAGAGAAAGUGUCUUCAGAUCCUCCUCCGCUUUCCCUGGCGGGACCCCACCCUGGGAUGGGAGAUGCCUCCAAUCACAUGGGACAGAUGUAA